Messenger RNA from Castor canadensis (American beaver), 4688 nucleotides. Lineage: Eukaryota; Metazoa; Chordata; Mammalia; Rodentia; Castoridae. The record is from RefSeq and is a predicted model, not a curated record.
GGACUCCGGAGACCUGUUGAUCGCAGGUGCCGUAGUCUUGACUGGCCCCGGGGUGUCAGGGUGUGUGCGCAUGCUCCGUGAGGGGUUGGGCUCCGGGAGGCGUAGACCCGUAGCCUGUGCUUCAGUUCCUGGGGAACCUCGCUAAGGUGGCAGCUGUUGGUGUGUCUGUCGGAUGUCUGCGUGAGGCGGUGCAGGGUCAGCUGGAGGUAGCUCUGUGGGAAUGGAAUGCCCGUAUUUCUCUACCUGAACCACACGCUCCUGGUGCUGGGAGGGUAGAGCUCAAGCUUUAAUGGAAACAAAAUUGCUUGAAAAUGGCAUGGGUAAAAUUCUUACGGAAAUCUGGUGGCAAUCUUGGAAAAGCUUAUCAAGCUGGAAGUAUGCUGUCCCUAGCCCCUACCAAAGGCUUGUUAAAUGAACCAGGACAAAACAGCUGCUUUCUUAAUAGUGCAGUGCAGGUUUUGUGGCAAUUGGAUAUAUUUCGACGAAGCUUGCGGGUUCUGACUGGACAUGUUUGUCAGGGAGAUGCCUGCAUAUUUUGUGCAUUGAAGACAAUAUUUGCACAAUUUCAGCACAGUCGAGAAAAAGCACUUCCCUCAGAUAACAUAAGGCAUGCUCUUGCAGAAAGCUUCAAAGAUGAGCAGCGAUUUCAACUUGGCCUUAUGGAUGAUGCUGCAGAGUGCUUUGAGAACAUAUUGGAGAAGAUUCAUUUUCACCUUGUGCCGAGCAGAGAUGCUGACAUGUGUACCUCUAGAUCUUGUAUCACUCACCAGAAGUUUGCUAUGACUCUGUAUGAACAGUGUGUGUGUCGUAGCUGUGGAGCGUCGUCAGAUCCUCUACCUUUUACAGAAUUUGUGCGGUACAUUUCUACAACAGCCCUAUGCAAUGAAGUUGAAAGAAUGAUGGAAAGGCAUGAACGCAUUAAGCCUGAAAUGUUUGCAGAAUUGCUACAAGCAGCAAAUACAACAGAUGACUAUAGAAAAUGUCCUAGUAAUUGUGGCCAAAAGAUAAAAAUUCGCCGCGUUUUAAUGAAUUGCCCAGAGAUUGUUACAAUUGGUUUAGUCUGGGAUUCUGAGCAUUCUGACUUGACUGAAGAUGUUGUUCGGAAUCUAGCAACACAUCUUUAUCUUCCUGGGCUUUUUUAUAGGGUUACUGAUGAAAAUGCCAAAAAUAGUGAACUUCACCUUGUUGGUAUGAUCUGCUAUACCAGCCGACAUUAUUGUGCCUUUGCUUUCCAUAACAAGAGUUCCAAGUGGAUAUUUUUUGAUGAUGCAAAUGUGAAAGAGGUUGGAACUAAAUGGAAAGAUGUGGUCUCCAAGUGUAUCCGAUGCCACUUCCAGCCACUGCUUUUGUUUUAUGCAAACCCAGAAGGCACAGCAGUCUCUACUGAGGACGCACUCAGGCAGGUUGUCAACUGGUCACAUUACAAAUCUGUUGCAGAAAAUAUGGGAUGGGAAAAGCCUGCAAUUUAUAAAUCAGGUAAUUCAAAAGAAAAUGGAUUUAGUGAUCAAGUAAAACUGAGGGAAAAUCAGAAACUUCAAACUGAUAAUAUGUUAUCAUUUAGUCGGAGUCACAUUCAGACAAGUGGAGGCAGAGGACCAGUUAAGUUAAGCCACAAUGAUCAAAAGGAGAAGCUAAAAGACAUUUCCAGAGAAUGUGCUCUGAAAGCUAUUGAACAGAAAAACUUACUUUCUUCACAAAGGAAGGAUUUAGAAAAGGGACAAAGGAAAGAUGUAGGCCGCCAUAGAGAUUUGGUUGAUGAGGAUCACUCACAUUUCAAGUCUGGAUCACCUCCUGCCCCAAAUGGCUUUAGACAAUAUGGAAAUCCACAUCUAUAUCACAGCCAAGGAAAAGGACCCUGUAAACAUGACCGUGUUGCCCAUCAGAGUCGAACAUCUGGACAAAUGCUAAGUUCAAGCAAAUCCCAGAUUCCAGGAGAGAAAAUAACAGGCAAAGUUAAGAGUGACAGUGUCACAGGGUAUGAUACAGAUAGCAGCCAAGAUUCUAGGGAGAAAGGAAGCAGCAGCAACAGCAGUAAAAGCCGAAACCGAGGUUGGAAACCUAUGAGAGAAACAUUAAAUGUUGAUAGUAUUUUUAGUGAAAGUGAAAAAAGGCAGCAUAGUCCAAGACAUAAGUCAAAUAUUGGUAACAAACCUAAGUGUAGCAAAGAUCAGGGUUUCAGUAAUUGGCCAAAAGAGAAUCUAAAGCAAAAAUGUUUAAUGACCAUAUAUGAAGAUGAAAUGAAGCAGGAAAUAGGGAGCAGAAGCUCACUUGAAUCUAAUGGAAAAGCAGCAGAGAAACCUAAAGGCCUCAUGGAGAGUAAAGGUCAUGGUGACAUUUGGCAGAUGCAAAGGACAGAGUCUGGAUAUGAAAGCAGUGAUCGUAUUAGUAAUGGAUCUGCUAACUUGGAUUCACCUGUUAUUGAUGGAAAUGGUACAGUAAUGGAUAUCAGUGGUGUGAAAGAAACUAGGUCUUUCAGUGACCAGACAAGGCUGAAUAGCCUAAAUAUAGAACGUGUGGACUGUACCUCCCGUCACAGCAAAAACCAUUUAGAAGGUUUUAGAAAAGAACUUAAGGACUUGGAAGCAGGCUGUAAAUCUUUUGAGCUCCACCCGGAAUCACAUCUACAAACAAAAAAUCAUUUGAUAAAAAGGCCACAUAUCUGUGAAACCAGCAAGAAGUUAUCUCCUUCAUCCAGUCCACAAAUACUCAGUGAUCAUACUAAGAGAGAGCACAUUCACCACUCAGAUGAGCAGAAAUUUGAAAAAACAAAUGGAUGUAAAUUUUCUGAGUGGCUUAAUAUAGAAAAUUCUGAGAGAACCAGUUUGCCUUUUCAAGUUGAGGACAGUUCUGCACCUGGGAAGACAGUAAACAGUAAUGAUAUUGUCUCAUCACCAUUGUGUUCUUCACAUGAGAGAACAAUUGCAUUAAAGCCAGAAACUGCUCCCCUCGUCUUACAGCAAAAUAGAAUGGAACAAUGUUACUCUGAGAACUCUCUAUCCAGGGAACAUACAAGUCAUUCAACCUACAGAUCUGAUGAUUGUCAGAUGCCAAAACUUCUUUGCCAGAAUCCACCACCUCCUUUGCCACCAAAGAAAUGUGCUGUAACCAGUGUGCCACAGUCAGAGAAAAAUGCAUCUCUACCUGAUGUCAAACUUACAGAGGUGUUUAAAGCAAAUUCCUCCAGUUUUCCAAAGCACAGUUUAAGUACAGCUUCAGAAACAAGUUUAGAAGUGAGUACAUAUAAUAAUGAUGAAAGAUAUAAAGAAACAAUUCAAGUGAAACAGCAUAUUGGCAACACAUCAAACUAUCCAUCCAACUCUUCAACUAAUGAUUUUCAGGCAAACACAGGAGCAACUGUUGAUGCAUUUUGCCAGCCUGAACUAGACUCUAGCUCUAUGUGCCCAAAUGAGACAAUUUCAUUAACUACCUAUUUUUCAGUCGAUAACUGUAUGACUGAUACAUACAGAUUGAAAUACCAUCAGAGACCCAAGCUCUGCUUUCCAGAGAACAGUAGCUUUUGUAAUGAUAAUUCACUAUCUCAAUGCGAAGGAGGGGAAAGACUUGUGUUAUGUAAUAGUCUUGGUUCAAGCUGCCCUUCUGAACAUAGACACAAAUCAAGCAUACACUGUAAUAGAUAAAUGAUGAAGUCAGCAAACUUAUCCUUCUCAGAGGCCAUUAAAAUACACCAAGUGACCAAACUGAUACAUAAAAUUAAAACCAUGGCAUUUUAAGUCAUUAGUCAAUUUGACUGUAUAUAUGUGUGUGUUAUUUUACUUUACAGUGAUCAAUUUAUUGGAUAUUUUAGAAAUUCUCUUUGAAUAGUCUUGGCAUGCCUUGAAAAAUAGGAAAUCAGGGAGUAUACAAUAAUUCUCUUGCUAUAUGUAACAGUUUAGUAAAAAUGAAAAAAUUCCCCCUACUAUGUGGCUAAUACACCCGUAAGUAUUAAUCAUCACCAAUAUGCAGGUUGGUAAACUGUGAUCAUUGAAAAAUGCCAGGUGAUACAGUUUGUCUCAUCAAAGCAGUAUUUCCUUUUUGCAGGGCACUUUCUAAUGGGUAAACCAUGAGGGCUACACCCAUUUGUUUUUUACUUCUGUGAUAGUCUGUCACAUAUGAAUCCUUCAAUGUCUUUUAAAAAAAAAAAGAAUCAUGAGUUGGGUAGCAUGUGGGAAAAAAUGCCUUAAUGAUUAACAGUUUUUACAUAAAAUUUAAAGACCAGAUAGAACUUGUUUUGCUCCCAGAACUUUUAUCUUUAGAAUAUCUAGUGAACAUAAAUUAGGCUUUGACUAUUCCUAAAUAGUACUUCAGCCAUGUAAGCUAAAAGGUCAAAUUACUAAACUUUGGUGUAUUUAUUUAUCUUGUUACCUUGUAUUUCUAAUUUUAUAUGAAAUGUGAAAGGUUUUUUAUUUUGGCUUGGUUUAUUUGGGCUGCUAAUAAUCAGUGUUAGGAAUUAAUCUUGGAUUCUUUUAUGGGACUUGUCUCCAUAAAUGCCUAUAUUUUUUCUGCUCUAAUCUUCCUUAGAGCAAGUCAAUUUAUUUAACUAUCUAGGUUUGAGUUUAAUUUUAAUGAAAUGUUUAAUUAAUUGGGGCUCCUUACCCAUUUUCUGUCUCUUUAACAAAUAGUCAUUUUAUCUGGAGAGGGCUUUGUUUAAAACUGAAAGGAAUUUUCAUUAUGGUGACCUUAUCAGUGAA